AAUCCCAACCUCAUCAGCUGGUAUGAAAUAACUGAGAUUGAAGGGAUUUGGUGGGUUUUCUGCGCAUGUUGAAUCAUUUGUGCUAAAGUUUAGUGAGCUGGAAUUGUGAUUCUUUUCUGUUUUUUUUUUUUGGGUUGAUUAUGGUUGAGAGGUAGUCCGGAAUAUCUAAAAAUUGGAUCAAAGAAAAUAUUUUUCCACCUAAAUUUAUGGUCUGUUAUAUUUUGUUACAUCCCUCUCUUGCCACCCGGCACCGUGCGAUCCCUGUUUCAUUGGGUUCGGCCAACUAAGUUACUGCUAGGCGGAGAAUCUUAACAUUUUGUCAUUGCCCAAGAGAUCAUUCAUUAUCCCAUAACACAUUGAUGCUUUCCUGCCACUCAGAAAUCCUAUUUUUCUUCAUUGUUUUCUGGUCGUUUUUUUUUUCCCUUAUUUGUCGUUGGGCUUAAAACUCUGUGUGCACCCACAGCAAUUUUCUCACUACUUGAGUCAUCUAUUUUCUUAUCCUCAAGUUAAGCCAGGUUGUAAAUAUUCCCUGUAUAAUGAAUAAUCAGAUAAAUUCUUACAAAAUUGAAAAAAAAUACUUAGUAGUUACUUUAAAAUACUAUACUGUCAAGUGUAGUGUUGCUGUCAUCAGUGAGUUGCCUAAUGGAAAUCUUUGCAAAAGUUUGGAUUCCAUGAGAAGCUUCUGGCUUGCACAAACAGAGAGCACCUGUGGCUUUGAUGUUAACUCUGUCAAUUGGGUGCGCUGGGUGACGACAUGGUCAUGAGAGAAGUUAGACACAAAAAUUAGCUUAACAAAUAAGCUACUUCUUUCAGCUGAUUGAUCAACAUUCAUACACUUUGUUCGCUGCUGAUUUAUAAACUUACAUUCUUCUUAAAUGUUAAGCCAGGCCCUGAGCAAUGGGGGUAUCAGCAGGAUUAAUUCAGCUUAACUAGAGUUGAUACUCCUGAUCAAGACUAGAGUUGAUUUCUUCUUUACUUUUCUUUUGGGUAUUGCAUGUGUGACAAGUAGAAUUUGGAUUUGCGUUUUGAGGUAAGCUCCCAGGAUUCGGUAAAAGAUGCUGUCUAGUGUCUAAAUGCUUAGUGCUACUUUCUUUCAAUAUGGGUACACUUUUAAAAUUUUUCAUUUUUUCAUUAAGUUAGGUAAUUAAUUUUGAGACAAGUUUAUAUACCUGCAAGGAAUGUCUAUCUUGCAUAACAUUAUAUAGUUUCAGGCAACCUCCUCCAUCAUUUUAUUCUUCUUGGCAUUAUAUAGUGCAUUGUGAGUAGAUUUGUUCCCAUGGUUCGAUCCUUCCCAGUAAAACGCGGGGUGUUCGAAUUCUGAUCCCUUUUACGCAAGAAAGGGGGACCACCCUCUAAGCCUAAGUAUUCCUCAAUGACCGAGAGCGUACAUGUACCAUGAGGGAAAGGUGAAAACUAGUACGUUUUCUUUUAUGUAUCCUACCAAUUCACUGAUUUUGGCAAUGAAUGUAGGUGAGAGAACUCUUGCGCCUGAUAAAUUAAUGGAACAGCCCAUUUCGCCCAAAGAUGGAAGGAUAAUUUCUGCGAAUCCUUCUCCGGGUGCAGCCAUCAGACGGAAUUCAAAGAAUGUCACGGAUCAGCCCGAAGUUUUGAUUACAAGUGCAGCACUAACCACUGUCUACCCAUUUAAUACUUAUUCUCCUCAGGAGCAAACUUUUUCUUAUGGAGGUUAUGACAACAGCAGGGGUUAUUUGGGUGAAUUGUCUAACUAUAUUAAUGCCAACAACAUGCAAGUUGUACCUCCGGUAAUGUACAAUGAUAAUUCUUCACUCUUGUUCCAUUCUGGUUAUGGCUUUGAUACCCAGAUGGCAUAUGGACAGUUUUCCCCCAUCGCCAGCCUGCCCCCACUAAUUGUAGAUGGCCAGCUUUACUCUCCACAUCAAAUUCCAGUGUCUCCACCUUACUUCCCGCAGCCACUUUCUCCAGGCAUGCCACAUAUUACUUCUUCUCUUUCUGUUUCUCCAACUGAGCUGACUACUCCAGGAAACAGUGGCCAAGAGGGUAUCAGUGGCAAUGUGCUUUAUGGGACAAGAUCAAGAUACGUUUCACAUUUUGGAUCUGGAGAACAACUGUCAAAUCAGUCUAGUCUCUUGGAUAUUGGCAGCUAUAUCUCUCCAUUGACAUCUGCAGCAUUAUAUCCCCAACCAGUUGGCAUACUUGGGCCUUAUGAGCGCAAUAUUGCACAGUUUUCUCAACAACAGACACCAUUUUAUGGAUAUGGAUUGGCAUCAAGUUCCUCCACUAGACGCUACCCACAGGGUGGCUCAUAUCGUAGCUCAAACUAUGGUAGUGGACCCAUUUCUCAUUGGGAAGCUGGUCACCUGAACCGACACACACUUGAUAAAGGUGGAAUACGAGAAAGGGACCGUGACUCAACUAGCAUUUCUACUGAUACACAUGAUAUCGCCCGUGAUCACAAUAGAGGACCGAGGGCUUCAAAACCAAAGGGCAAGAGUACUAAUGAAGAGAACUCUUCACAUGUUAGAAAAGCUGGUGCAUUUACUUCUGUGGUUCAUUUUGAUCUAAUCAAUCGGUCAGACUUUCUCACAGAGUAUGACAAUGCCAAAUUCUUUGUCAUCAAGUCUUUCAGCGAAGACAACGUCCACAAAAGUAUAAAAUACAGUGUUUGGGCCAGCACACCUCUUGGAAACAGAAAAUUACACGCUGCUUAUUGUGAAGCAAAGAUGAAAAGCAAUUGUCCAGUGUUUCUCUUGUUUUCGGUCAAUGCUAGUGGACAAUUCUGUGGGGUAGCUGAAAUGGUUGGACCUGUUGAUUUUGAUAAUGAUGCUGACUACUGGCAGCAGGAUAGGUGGAGUGGCCAAUUCCCUGUCCAGUGGCAUAUUAUUAAAGAUGUACCCAAUAGCCAAUUCCGCCAUAUUCUUCUUGAAAAUAAUGAAAACAAGCCAGUUACUCACAGCCGAGACUCUCAAGAGGUGAAACUGGGACAUGGUAUUGAUAUGUUGAAAAUUUUUAAGGAUUAUGAUGCUGAGACAUCCAUCCUUGAUGAUUUCAAUUUUUAUGACGAGAGGGAGAAAGCUGUGCAGGGGAAGAAAGUCAGACAGCGAGUUCAUUUAUUAACAAAAAAUGAUUCAGUUGAAGAUGCUUCGAUAAAGCAACUGUCUGAUAACCUUUCUGAGGCCUUACAGUUGGAAGACGGUAAAGACGUGCCCAAAACAGGAUAGAGUAGUGGGCACUAGUGUCCAGUGUAUUGACAGAUGACAACCCGAAGGUGUUAAAUGUAGUUAUAUUGGGCAUCUAGUUUGACGUCUCUAAUCAGACACCCCACCCCUCUGGCAGCGAUUUUUGAGGUUGUAUUUUAUGUCAUCCUGGUUAGCCUGUAUGUGGACUAAAACCUCGCUCAAUUUGGGAAUUGUCAAAAGCAGAUGGGUGACAUUUGGCUAAGGCAUAGAGGCAGGCUGAAAUUAUGGGACACUAAUCUUUUGUAUCAUCUUCUAAUUGUUCUGUUGAAGAUCGGUGGUGCCAGGCACCCGGAGGCAAUUGUAAGUGAAAUUUUUUUGGAGGGGUCUGGGCAUCUUACGUGCAUGUCGCCUUCUUGGUUGUAAUUUACAGAUUUUUGUUUUAGUGCAGGACAGUUAAUUAACAUUAUGCUCAAGGAAAGUUGUAAAAUUCCCGAUUCAAGGUGCAAUUGAAUGAAAAAAUGCAGCAAUGCGUAG
Ilex paraguariensis (yerba mate) is the source of this 3692-nucleotide messenger RNA. Lineage: Eukaryota; Viridiplantae; Streptophyta; Magnoliopsida; Aquifoliales; Aquifoliaceae. The record is from the annotation of a GenBank genome assembly.